Molecule: messenger RNA, 1135 nt
Organism: Chara braunii
Lineage: Eukaryota; Viridiplantae; Streptophyta; Charophyceae; Charales; Characeae
Source: the annotation of a GenBank genome assembly
GCAAGGAUGACCACUACGCGAGGGACUGCCCUCAGCGGGCGGGCGCAGUUAUACCAUCGCAAAGCACACCGUAUAGAUACAGCGGGAUGAUAUGGCAGCAGAAGAAGGAUGUUGAUGACAUCGCGUGGAUGAGAGAGUUGUGCGGAGAUCUGGCGAGAGAGUGAAAAGAGAAGGAGGACAGAGAGAAGGAACAGGAACGACAAAGAUUGGAGGCGGAGAGACAAAGACGGGAAGACGAACUGCACCAACAAAGGAAGGCUGAGCUAGAACGACAAACUGAGAUCAGAGAUGCGCGACUCAUGGCGUCGAUGACGACGCAACUCAAGACCUUGCAUGAUAAACUCUCUGGGCAAAUGAUGGAAAUCAAGGCAAGGGCACAAGUGAGGGAGAACGAGAAAGAGGACGUGGAAAAAUUGAGGAAAGAAGUGAUAGAACUAGAGAGGGAACUGGCGAAGGAUGACAGCCCUGAGAAGGAGAAGGAGGAACUAUGGAAGAAAAUCAUGCAAUUAAGAAAGAUGAAGGAGGAGAGGGACCUCGUAAGAGUCAGGAAGAAGCUCAUGGCGGAGGAGCUAGAGUGGGAGUUGGAGCAGACGCGACAUGAACUGGACAUGGAAGAUGACCAGUAUGCACCAUCAUCGUCUACGAGACCACCACAAAGACAGAAGAAGACACCUCUGACAACACCAUCCAGACCAAGGCAGCGCAUGCGACAGCCAAGUAUGGGGAUACACGUUGAAGAACCAACAACGCCACACACUCCAAGGAUGACAAGAUCACAAGCGAAGAGAAACUCGACGCUAGACAAUGCAGCGCUCAUAGUGGGAUGGAAGAACAUCACUCUCCAAGGCUCAAAGACUGGUAUCGUAGAUUACUGCAUGAACAUGAGAACGUUCCUACGGACCAGAUCCAUGGCUGAACUCCAAUGUCUAUGCGGAGAAGAUAAGAUAGAGUAUGCUACUAGAGAGAAGGCGAUCAAGGAGUUGAUUGUGAAUAGGAUGCAAGACGCUAUUAUGAGGAGUAGCGAGGAUCAGGAAGAGGAGAAUGAUCCGGGAAGCCAGGACAUCACCCCGGAUCCCGCAUCAGACUGAAGGAUUGACCUCGAUAAGGCUUGGGCACUAUGGCACAUAAUGCUAAC